UCUGGAGGAGCGUCUGGCCGCGCGCGCAGUCUGCAAACCGAGCGCGUGUAGGAGGGGCGAGUAGAGGCGAGAGAUACCACAGGAAUGACAGGAGGAAGCCGCCUUGCCCCACAUCCGCAUUUACUCAUUCAACUCACUUCACGGGAAAACAAUAACGCCCUGGAUACACAAAGCUCGUGCGCAUCUGAUCUCUUUACGCUUCCCGUUCGUUGUUUUUUGUGUGUGCAUUUUUAUUUAUUUGUUUAUUUAUUUAUUUAUUUAUUUUGUUUUCCAAAGUUACCGUAUCCGAGGUGUCCAUGACUGUUUACAUGCAGCUCAGUUUACACGCAAGAGCGUUUGAUGGAGCUUUAUUCUGAAUGAAUGUUGGAGUCUCUCUCUGUAUUGCUUGAAUAAAGAUGCUGGAAGACUUGAGUGGGACACACACUAGACCAGGCAAACUUAAAACAGGCUCAUUCAGCUUCUCGGCCCUGGCGUCCCUACCACACUGCCUUCACAUGGACUCCAGUACACACCCUAUCAGGAGUGGUGUCUGUGGGUUUAAUGAACAGACAGAGACACGAGGACACAUUUAGGACUCUGUACCGGCUGAGGUUAGUGAGCUCGCCGAACCUGAGUCAGCUGGGCAAGAAUGAGAAGACAUCACUGGAGGAGCGUGGAUCUGGGCCAAACGCCACAUGGAACAGCAUUCACAAUGCAGUUAUUGGUGUUUUCCAAAAGAAGGGAUUGGCUGACAAUGAGCUCUACACACUCAAUGAAGGUGUGAGGCAGCUGCUGAAAACUGAACUUGGCUCAUUUUUUACUGAGUAUCUGCAGAACCAGCUGCUGACCAAAGGCAUGGUCAUUCUGAGGGACAAAAUAAGAUUCUAUGAAGGUCAGAAAUUACUCGACUCCCUGGCUGAGACAUGGGACUUCUUCUUUUGUGAUGUUCUCUCCAUGCUACAAGCCAUCUUUCACCCAGUCCAGGGGAAGGAGCCGUCAGUACGGCAGUUGGCUCUGCUGCUCUUCAGGAACACUAUCACUUUAAACAUGAAGCUGGAUGAAGCUCUGUCCAGACCACGUGCCCGUGUCCCUCCAUCCAUUGUCCAGAUGCUUCUGGUCCUCCAGGGCGUUCACGAGUCGCAAGGUGUGACGGAGGAGUACCUGAAGCUGGAGUCGCUCAUUCAGAAGGUGGUGUCACCCUACUUGGGGACACACGGGCUCUGCGCACACGAUUGUGACGCCACCCACUGUUCAUGCAUCUUGGAAAAUCGUUUGCAGUGGUGCUGGUCCAAAACAGCUGAAAUCCCCUCCACUAACCCAGUGGUGCGCUCCAAGAGCUACAACAUCCCCAUGCUUACGCCCGUGGCCGAGUAUGACACGGAGGUCGGCUCUGUCGGUAGCGUGGGUAUCCGUCGCCACUCAGCCUGUGAGGUCACUUCCUGUAUGGAGCAACAGGGCUUCUCCCUCUCGGUCAGUGUGGAGACGAGUUCCACCCCCAGGAUCUCGCUGGACCACGAGCUCCCCUUACCUACCGCAAAGCGUGGAGCCACAGCACAGCCUGCUCUAAUCCUACCAUCCAUCUUUAUCCAGAACUCUGCGGGGCUUUUACACACGCCGACAUCCACCUCGGAGACAGAUAAAGCCAUGUCUUCUCCCACUAGCUGCUCCUCCAGUCCGGAAACCAUAGUUAUGCAGGGUGUAGAGUCUGUGGAUUCUGAUCAGGAUGGGAUAUUCAUUGACUUUUCCCACUGCCGCUCGGACUCUUUUGGCGCCAUCAGGAAGACGAGCUGACUUGUGUAACACACUGAAUUCGUCCAUAUGGUUUAUUUUAAACACUACACAUGAGGCAUGUGCUGAUAUGGAAAUUUUCACAUCGUGAAAAUACAGUACGUGAUUAAUGGGAGAGCCUUGUAUGAUAACAGCACUUAUUGAUUUUUUUUGUCCAACAUAAGAAACCUGAGAAAACAGCUGUCCUUGCGCUGCUCUCCAAAUGGGACAGUCUUUAGUCUUUACUCUCAGGAGCACAAAUGCUGUCUAGAAAUGCUCACAGCCUCCUCACAAAUUAAACGCAGAGCUAGUGAUGUGUUGAAUAUCAUUGAAUAUCACACUGUACUGUAUGACUGUUUAUCGGCAUUCAGACUGUGCUUGGCAAGACCUCAGUUUGGGAAAAAACAAACAAAUAAAUACUGUGUUAGAUGUUUUAUAGCAAACAUUUUUAUAAGAUGUACAACACUUGUGGAUUUACUGUAUGUUUUCGGGAUUUUUAUCUCAUUUUAUAGGUACAUGUUGUCACAAGGAGAAUUUAAUUUGCCUCAACAAUUCUCCAUGAACGUAUAAAUAACUUAAUAACACAGCAUUAUCAAUUCUUUCAUGCUUGUGCCUUCAUCAUCCAGGCACAGCACAGUUUAGGUGUUUAACAUCAUAGUUCAUAUUUACUGCAGCUUACAGGUAAAAUGUGAAUGAUGCAACGUCUAUGAACAUUCUUAUAGUUAAAAAGAAAAAAAUUCAGACGUCUGUCCAAGAACAUGUUUAACAUAAUCAUGUAAAAGUGUGUGUGUGUGUGCGCGUGUGUGUGUGUUUGUUUGUUUGUUUGUUUGUUUUUCAAUAGUUCAAAAAUUAUUAAGGGUAAAAAAAAUAAUGCCAAAUGUGAGACAAUAUGAUGUAUUUUAAACAGAAAAAUUAAUUUGCAGCUCAAUUCAGGUAAUUGAUUUUUUUUUUUUUUUUAAUCUACAUCUCUACAGUUAUUUUCCUGGCAUGACGCAUUACAAUUUUGAUUGGUGCAAAUUAUAAACAUUAGAAUAAAUUGGAUUUGAUUCAUAUUAUUUGAUAUGCAAACGAUUCUGAGAUUUGUUUAUUUAUUUUUUCCUGAUCUUUCAACUGGGACAUCAAGCUGCUUAACAGCAUCAAAUAACAAGGAGGAUUAGUGAUAUCCUAACAGACAUUAGGAAAAUAAUAGAGGACACGUCUUCAAUUUGUAAGUAAAAUAAUUGUGUUUAAAUUGUAUGACUUUUGAGAAAAUGUGAACUGUGUUUUGAUUGUAAAUAGAUUAUUUAAUUGUUCCAUUUCUAUCAUGAAAUGAUGUAACAAUUUUUUAGGGCAUAUUUAUAAAGUUAUCUUAUAGUUAUGUAGUUGUAUAGAAUGGUUUUUACACAUGCAGGUUUGUUUUUUCUUGAGCAUUUAGAAAAAAAAAUAGUUUUGGGAGAUGAGGAGGAGAUGAGGUGAAAGUUUUUUAACUAGCGUUUGUCAUUUUUGACAAUUUGUCGAAUUUAGGUUUAUCAUAAUCUCUUUGUGCUUUGUUAUGAUACUGAAUAUACUUUGUUUUUUAUGAUACUGAAUAACUAUAAAUCUAUUGCUUUGGCGGUAAAAACACUCUUUUUUAAAUUGCUGAGUGGUAAAGCCGCCAGUAGGGGGCGCACCGGAGUGUUGGGGGUCGAGCUAAGGUUCACGUUUAGUACUUCUUUUUUUGCAAACCAUGUUGGCUAAAAUUAUUAAGUCGAUGUUGCUGUAUUUUUUUCAUAUAUAAUAAACAUUUGAGACUUUCA
Molecule: messenger RNA, 3521 nt
Organism: Ictalurus punctatus (channel catfish)
Lineage: Eukaryota; Metazoa; Chordata; Actinopteri; Siluriformes; Ictaluridae
Gene: prr5a
Product: proline rich 5a (renal)
Exons: 11
Coding region: 541-1770 (409 amino acids)
Biological process (GO): TORC2 signaling
Cellular component (GO): TORC2 complex
Source: RefSeq, a predicted model, not a curated record